AUUAUUAAUUAUUAAUAAUAAAUCUCGUAACGUAACUGACUGUUGAAACCUUCCCGUCAAGAAAUAAAGUGAGAAAAGCUCAACUGUUCACCAUGUAUGCUCAGUUUGUCUCAGCCUCACAAAUUUCCUUUUUCUAUUCCCUUCACAUUCUUUGAUCCCACUUCCACAAUCUACGACAAUGUCGGUUGCCACUACCACCUCCCCUGCCGUUGGAUCAUUCUGUGUUUCGCGAUCUCGGAGGCGUCUGUCUCCUAUGAGGAUGGCCGUCCGAUCGAACGUCGUUUCAGUGGCUCCGAUCCUCACAAAGUUGCAGAAGGAGUGUGCAACUCCAUUACCUGUCCUUCGCCAGGUGGCGGACGCCAUGACCGCCGAUAUGCGAGCUGGACUCGAGGCUGAUGGUGCUAGUGAUCUGAAGAUGAUACUCAGCUAUGUUGAUAGCUUACCUAGCGGGAAUGAGAAAGGAUUGUUUUAUGCAUUGGAUCUUGGCGGCACAAAUUUUCGGGUGCUAAGAGUGCAAUUAGGUGGGAAGGAAGAGAGAGUUGUUGCCACUGAAUUUGAGCAAGUAUCAAUUCCUCAAGAGCUAAUGUUCGGUACCUCUGAGGAACUUUUUGAUUUUAUUGCCUCUGGACUGGCAAAUUUUGCACAAAAAGAAGGUGGAAAAUUUCACCUGCCACAUGGAAGGGAAAGGGAGAUUGGAUUCACAUUUUCUUUCCCUGUGAAACAAACAUCUGUUGACUCUGGCAUAUUGAUAAAGUGGACCAAGGGUUUUGCAGUCUCUGGAACGGCAGGAAGAGAUGUUGUCGCUUGUCUAAAUGAAGCUAUGAAAAGGCGAGGUUUAGAUAUGAGAGUGUCUGCCCUGGUUAAUGAUACUGUGGGAACUUUAGCAGGAGCAAGAUACUGGGAUAAUGAUGUCAUGGUUGCAGUGAUUUUGGGUACUGGAACCAAUGCUUGCUAUGUAGAAAGGAUAGAUGCUAUUCCAAAACUGCAGGGACCAAAGUCAUCUUCUAGAAGAACAAUUGUUAACACUGAAUGGGGAGCAUUUUCAACUGGCAUUCCUUUGACUGAAUUUGAUAGAGAAAUGGAUGCUGCAAGUAUCAAUCCGGGUGAGCAGAUAUUCGAGAAGACAAUCUCUGGAAUGUAUCUAGGAGAAAUUGCACGACGAGUACUACUGAAGAUGGCUGAAGAGAGUGCUUUGUUUGGCAAAUUUGUGCCAGAAAAACUAUCCACACCUUUUGCACUUUGCACCCCAGAUCUAUGUGCAAUGCAGCAGGACAAUUCUGAUGAUCUUCAAUCUGUUGGAUCAAUCCUAUGCAAUGUUCUUGGGGCUGAAUCCAGCUCAAGUGCAAGAAAGAUUGUAGUAGAGGUUUGUGACACCAUUGUGAAGAGAGGUGGACGCUUAGCUGGUGCAGGAAUUGUGGGAAUUCUGCAAAAGAUGGAAGAGGAUUCAAAAGGUCUCAUAUUUGGGAAGAGAACAGUAGUGGCUAUGGAUGGCGGCUUAUAUGAGCACUAUCCUCAGUACAGAAGAUACUUACAAGAGGCUGUCACAGAAAUUCUGGGCUUGGAAAUUUCAAAGAAUAUAGUUAUAGAGCAUUCGAAAGACGGUUCUGGUAUUGGAGCUGCUCUCUUGGCUGCCACAAAUUCGAAGUAUGAUCAUGAUUAUUAGGUUAACCAACUACCCAAUUGCCAAGACUGCAACUUAUUUCAAGUGUAAUUAAUCUUUGGUCAAAGCACAUUAGUUUUCCUGGUCUCUGUUAUGUAGUUAAACUUGGUUUUGGAGUUGGAAGAAGAAGAAGAAGAAGAAGGAGUUACUGAUUGCCUUUGGGAAUUCAGCUGUAGAAUUGUAAUUGUAAAUGUAAUAAUUGUGAGAUCAAAUCUCCUACUUUAUGCACCAUAUCUUUGUGGUGCAAUUUUGUGCCAUGAAGCAAUAAGGAUGAAGUAGGGCAUUUUUUUUUAUC
Messenger RNA from Jatropha curcas, 1955 nucleotides. It is a transcript of the gene HXK3, whose product is annotated as hexokinase 3. Gene Ontology annotation, biological process: intracellular glucose homeostasis; carbohydrate phosphorylation; glycolytic process. Gene Ontology annotation, cellular component: mitochondrion; cytosol. Lineage: Eukaryota; Viridiplantae; Streptophyta; Magnoliopsida; Malpighiales; Euphorbiaceae. The record is from RefSeq and is a predicted model, not a curated record. Gene Ontology annotation, molecular function: glucokinase activity; ATP binding; fructokinase activity.